This is a messenger RNA of Paramisgurnus dabryanus, 1254 nucleotides long. Its product is annotated as cytosolic 5'-nucleotidase 3-like. The record is from RefSeq and is a predicted model, not a curated record. Gene Ontology annotation, cellular component: cytoplasm. Gene Ontology annotation, molecular function: 5'-nucleotidase activity; magnesium ion binding. NCBI's taxonomy places the organism in Eukaryota, Metazoa, Chordata, Actinopteri, Cypriniformes, Cobitidae.
AGCUAACUAACGUUAUUCAAUACUUGUCUUUACUUUUAUUAACUUCCAGAUCGUGUCUUUCAGUUGUGGUGUUUUGAUAGAAAUUGUCUAUAUAUUGUAUAACCUGAUAGUGUUGCAGAUGUGAUGUAGUUGAUAUGAUCUGUACUAUUCCAGAGUUAUCAAACAGUUCAGUGUAUAUGAAAGAUCCUGAGAGAGUUGAACAGAUAUUGACCUCCAUGAAAAAUGCUGGACCGAACAAGCUGCAGGUGAUCUCAGAUUUUGAUAUGACUCUCACCAGAUUCUCCUAUAAUGGGAAACGCUGUCCUACCUGCCACAAUAUCUUGGAUAAUAGCAAACUGAUGAGUGAAGACUGCAAAGCCAAGCUGCAGAAUCUUUUGGAAACUUACUACCCCAUUGAGAUUGACUGCACACGCUCAGUAGAAGAGAAGUUACCUCUCAUGGUGGAAUGGUGGACUAAAGCUCACGAUCUGCUGGUGGAGCAGAAGAUCAGGAAGGAUGAUUUGACUUGUGUGGUCAGAGAGUCUGAGGCACGGCUAAGGGAUGAAUACCAGCAGUUUUUUCAUCUUCUGAAUGAGAUGUGUGUUCCUCUGCUCAUCUUCUCUGCUGGGAUUGGAGAUGUGCUGGAAGAAGUGAUCAGACAAGCCGGAGUUUUCCAUCCUAAUGUUAAAGUGUUCUCCAACUAUAUGGAUUUUGAUGAGUCUGGUGUGUUGCGAGCAUUUAAAGGGGAACUGAUUCACAUCUACAACAAACGCGAGGGAGCGAUGCUUAAUAGCGGCCACUUCCAAGAGCUUCACAGUCGCAGUAACGUCCUGCUGCUCGGAGAUUCACUCGGAGAUCUCAACAUGGCCGACGGAGUCACAGACAUGCAGAACAUCAUGAAGAUCGGAUACCUCAAUGACAAGGUGGAUGAGAGAAGACCGUCAUAUUUAGACGCCUAUGACAUCGUCCUGGAAAAAGAUGAAACGAUGCAUGUGCCCAAUGCAAUCCUGCGACACAUCACUGGACAGCCAUGACCUUUUAUCAAACUACUCAAUCAACUCAUUUACAUUAGAACAGAUCAGUGAUGUGGAUCUCUGAUCCAGUUAAAUAAAAUCUUGUUGUUGCAGUUGUUUUGCUACCUCAUCAACUUCUGCACCUUUAUUGUUUUCAUCUAUCCAGAGUUACAAAAGUUCAGCUGGUUUACACGACAGCAGUUGAGUCUCAUUUUUCUGUUCAUGAUUCUUUCCCUCACACAAAUAAACAACUUAUUUUCGA